AUGAAUAUAAAAAAAAAAAAUAAUUGUGAUGAUAAUAAUAGUACCCGUGUUGGGAAUAAUAUAAAUAAAAAUAAAGAUAAUAUAAAUAACAAUAAAAAUAUUGUAUGUCAAAAUGCAAAAGAGAAAUCAUCUCUUUUGAAUCUGAAUAUACAUGGGGGAAAAAUUGAACAUGAAUGUUUAAUAAAUGAUGACAUAUUUAUAUCUACAAUUAAAGAAAAUGAAUUAAAUAAUAUACAUAUUAAUAAAACGUGCAGUUUACAAGAUGAGGAAUAUUAUAAUGUUCAUUUAAAAAAUAAAUUUGAAAAAAUAUAUAUUCAUUCACAUGAUAAUAAAAUGAUAAAUGUUGAUGAAGAAGGCGAAUAUGAUCGCAACGUGAAUAUUAAUGGAAAUGAAAAUAUAAAUGAAAAUAUAAAUGUAAAUACGAGUGAAGGUGUAAAUGAAAGGAUACAUGAUAUAAGUCAUAAUUAUGAAGGAAACCUUCCCAAUAAUCAUAUAUCUAAUAAUAAUAAUAAUAAUAAUAAUAAUAGUAAUAAUGUUAUUAAUUCUUCAAAUGAAGAUAAUGAUGUACAUGUAAGUGUUCCCUCACAGAAUAAUUAUGUGCAAAAAAAAGAAGAAUAUCAACAAAAUGAAAGAACAAAUGAGGGUGUAAAUGAUAUAAAUAAUGAUGAUAAGACAAAUAGUAUAAAUAAUAAUGAACAUACAAAUAGUAUAAAUAAUGAUGAUAAUACAAAUAGUAUAAAUAAUAAUGACCAUACAAAUAGUAUAAAUAAUAAUGACAAUAGAAAUAAUAAUAGUGAUGUGAGUGCUUCUUCGAAUGUAAGCCCAAGAGAAGGAGAAAAUGAACAUAGUAGAGAGACAAACAAUAUGAACAGCAGAGGAAUAAGCUUCAUAGAAAAUGAUCAUAGUAAUAUAUCUAAUGAAGAUGAUUUAAAUUAUUAUGUUAUUACUAUAAGAGAAAUAAGAAAUAAUGAUUUAAAUAGAAGAGAUGUAGAUAAUAUAAGUGUUGAAGACGAACAUAUAUAUUCAUAUACAAAAUGUUUUAUUAGUAAAAUAUUGGGUUAUGAUAUAAAACCUGAUUUAGAAGAAUAUAAUAUGAAUAAAAUAAUAAGAAGUAUUUUAUUUAUCUUAAUGUUAUAUAUUUUAUUUUGUACUGAAUUUCUUUUUGUUUAUAAAAAUUUAUUAAAAAUAAAAGUAGAUAGUAAAUUAGUAAUGAUUGAAUCUAAUUAUAAUUCAACUUUUGUAUCUAAUUUUUUAUAUCAGUUUAAUGAGAAUGAUUUAAAAAAAUCAUUAGUUACAGAAAAUAUAAUAAAAGAAGAAAUAACAAAAGGAAAUUUUAUGUUGUAUAAUAAUAUGUGUGUAAUUUUAAAUAAAUUAAAUAUUAAUUGUAAUAAUUUCUCAGAUUAUUAUAAAUUAAAUGAUAAUAAUGAUAAUACCGAACAUCUUAUAGAAAAAACUAUUAAAUUAUAUCAACAAUUAAAAAGUAAAGAUAUUUUUGUAUAUAAGAUGAAAGAAUCUAUAUUUUCUAAAUGUAAUGAUGUGUCCAAUAAAAAUUUAAAUAAUGAUGAUAAUUAUAUAUUUAUAUAUGUUUCUGAAAAGAAAAUAUUAAAAAUUAGUGUUUUAUUUUUGGUACUCACCAUAUUCUUUUUGUGCUUAAGAAUAGCAUUAAUAAUUUCAAGGAUUUUAUAUGAUAUCAUAUUAUUCAUAUAUAUGAAAGGAUUUAGAUUAUCUAUAGAAAGUAAAAAAAAAUAUCUAUCCAAAUAUAUAUGGUCAGUAUCUACUUUAUAUUUAUUAGAAAUUAUAUUGGGUGAUGAAUGUAUAGUAUGGUGGCUUCAUGAUAUUGAUCCAAUUUUUAGUUAUCACUUUCAAUAUUUUAUAUGGAUUAUAUCUUUCCUUAGCUUUGGAACCUUUAUUCUUCAUAAAAUUUUUAAAAUAUGUGCAUCUCGUUGGGAUAAUAUAAAUGAUAGGGUAAGUAUAAACCAUCACGAUAAUAAUACAGAUCGUAAUACCUUAUUUGGUAACUCUAUACAUAUGAACCCAUUAAAUGAUAACCCUGAAGCUAGGACUACUAGAGAUGAGAACCGUCAAAGUGUAAACCUGACCAAUAAUAAUAAUAAUAAUAAUAAUAAUAAUAACAAUAAUAAUAACUAUAAUAACAAUAAUAACAAUAAUAACAAUAAUAACAAUAAUAACAAUAACAAUGUAUAUACUGAAUUUCCAAACAACAAUAACAAUGUUUAUACUGAAUUUCCAAACAACAAUAACAAUAAUAUAAACUGCACUUCUAUAUCUCUUUCUUUAAAAUGUGUACACGACUUUCUCUAUGGAGCUAAUAUUAUGUUUGCAUGUAUUUUCUUAUUAUUGAAUUUGAGCAAGGUUCCAGUAAUUAUCAUUAUAGUUACAUCUGUAGUUUUAUUUAUAGAUAUAUUAAAUGACACAUAUUUAGAACAGGUUCAAUUAACAGCUACAAUAACGAAUGCAACGUUUCAGAGGCCAAGACGAAAGAAAUUUUAUAUUAUUGAAAAUAAGAAAAAGAAAAGUUUUAAGAAUAUAUUUUUAAUGAGAAUAAAUGAACAUACCUAUCGAGACGUAACCGUAGAUACAAUAAAUAAAAAUGAUAAGAAAAAUAAGGCUAACAGUCAAAUACCUUUUAAUCAUAAGAAUAACAAUAAAUAUUGGGAUAAUAAAAAUGGUAUAUUUAAUAUACGUAAUAUUUUAAACAAAAAGUAUUUAAACAAAAAAAAAAAAAGUUUUAAAAAUACAGUAAAUAAAAAUAAUGAAAAUGAUAUCCAAGAUGAAAUUAAAAAUAAUAAUAGUAAUAAUAAUCUGCAGGAAAAUUAUGAACUUAAUAAUUCAAUUAUAUCAACAUAUGAAUAUUGUGAAAUAUGUGAUGAACGAAAUAAAAAUGUUGUAUUACACCCAUGUAUGCAUGGAGGUUUUUGUGAAGCAUGUAUUAGAUGUAUGAUAUUUAAUUCUUUAAAAUUAAAAGAUACAUAUCCCUGUUGCCCUUUAUGUAGAAAUCCUAUUGAAAAUGUUUAUAAAAUAUCUUAUGAAGAUGAUGAAAGAAAGGUUCAAGCUAAUAAUAUAUUAACCAUCAAAAGAAAAUGA
Molecule: messenger RNA, 3105 nt
Organism: Plasmodium gaboni
Lineage: Eukaryota; Apicomplexa; Aconoidasida; Haemosporida; Plasmodiidae
Product: putative zinc finger protein
Exons: 1
Coding region: 1-3105 (1034 amino acids)
Biological process (GO): signal transduction; regulation of signaling
Cellular component (GO): plasma membrane; membrane raft
Molecular function (GO): SH3 domain binding; ubiquitin protein ligase activity
Source: RefSeq, a predicted model, not a curated record